AUGCAUACGUGUGCGUGCUUGUGUGCUAUAAGGUUUCAAUCUACUAGAGAAAAAGGAAGCAAGAACAAGAGGAGUGCAGUGGUAGUUACCGGCGUGCAGCGUAUCGAGCAGGUAGCCACGCUCGCGCAGGCCAGCCAGCACGGCGGGCAGCAGGCCGGCCAGCCAGCCGCGCAGCAGCGCCGCGCCCGCUGCUCGCGCGCUCACCUCACGCCCCGCGCACGCCGCGAGUUGCGCCUCGCGCACUCGCCGCUCCUGCGUCACCCUCGCACUUAUGACUUCGCCACACUACGCCCCUCGCACUACCGCGAUCUUACCCUCUCUGCCCACACAAUGCCACAGAAUAAAUAA
This is a messenger RNA of Parnassius apollo (apollo), 348 nucleotides long. The record is from the annotation of a GenBank genome assembly. Lineage: Eukaryota; Metazoa; Arthropoda; Insecta; Lepidoptera; Papilionidae.